Messenger RNA from Musa acuminata AAA Group (dessert banana), 1673 nucleotides. RefSeq names its product putative disease resistance protein RGA3. Gene Ontology annotation, molecular function: ADP binding. Gene Ontology annotation, biological process: defense response to fungus. The transcript is spliced from 2 exons. The coding region runs from base 291 to 1550 and encodes 419 amino acids. Lineage: Eukaryota; Viridiplantae; Streptophyta; Magnoliopsida; Zingiberales; Musaceae. The record is from RefSeq and is a predicted model, not a curated record.
UAUGUUGCCGAUCAUCCAUUUGAUGAUGGAGGAUAAAAUUGCACCCGCCAUUGCAAUCUCUCCCCUUCUUUUCAAGUCAAGCAGCACCAAGGAGAUUUUGGAACAGCAAGCAGAGAUGAGAAAUCAAAUGAAGAAAUAGUUGUCUGCUACUACACAUUUGGGAUGCUUUUCUGGAACCAACUUGUCGGAUCAUUGACGAUCAGUACCAGAAGGUUCAGCUCUUCAAGACUAGCAGAGACUUUGAAGCAGGCGAAGGAUCCACAUAUCUCAGCGGAAACAGCAGAAGAUCAAUGGCAAUGUUUCGUCUUUCUUCCAUCAUAUCAGGACUAGACAAGUUAGCAUCAUACAUCACAAGUUCGUCUUCAUCUUCAUGUGAUCCAUGUGGCACGGAUGAAUUGGUGGAGUUGAAGGAUUCAGUGGUGAGGACCCGAAAUUAUGUCAUGGAUUCAAGGGGGGUUAUUGGAGAUGCAUCUGUGAAGCUCUGGCUGAUGGAGCUCAACAACUUGGUUCAUCUUAUAGAUCAUAUCGAGCACCAGAGAUCCAGCGAAGAGCAACAACCUCAGUUGGUAACUUGCAGAAAGAGAGCGAAGCUAGAGAAGAAAGAACCAGCUCCAGAUGCGAUCAACUGCAAAGUACAGGAGAUCAGGAAGAGAUUCCAUGAGAUGUCAGCUGACUGGGCUGCUAUCCAUUUAACAGAGAGUGAUGUAGGGAUGCAGUUUCAGCAACAAAGAUCAUCACCUUCUGGCUUCCAAAUAGAUGAAUCAUGCAUUUUUGGCAGGGAUCAUGACAAAAACAAGGUGAUCGAGCUAUUGUUUUCAGAUGACAGCAAGAGAGGCAAUGUUUCUAUCAUUUCCAUUGUUGGCGUGGCAGGUAUUGGGAAGACUACACUUGCUCAGCUUGCUUACAGUGAUCCAAAGAUAUGUGCACAUUUCACAGCUAGGGGAUGGGUGUGUGUCUCUGGAGACAUCGAUGCUGUGAGACUGCUGCAAGCAAUCAUACAGUCAGUCACAGGAAAGGCUUGCCAAGACAAGGAUUUGGUAACGCUCGAAAGAACACUAGAAAGAGUGUUGAAGGGAACAAAAUUCUUGCUUGUUUUAGAUGAUGUCAAGGAGGACGACAGCCUCUGGGACUGCUUGUGGUCGCCAUUACUUGGUGCAGAAACGAGCAAGAUUGUUGUCACCAGUCGCAAUGAGCUAGUUUCUAACAGCAUCCAAGAACUCGUACUUCCUCAUCACCUGAGCAGCUUAUCUGAAGCUAACUGCUGGUCUCUUUUCCGUAGGUUUGCAUUUGACGGUGAAGAUCCAAAUGAGCAUCCAAACCUGGUGGAGAUCGGCAGGAAGAUUGCUGCAAUGUGUAGAGGGUGGCCGCUGGCCGCAAAGACGCUCGGUGUUCUUCUCCGGUUCGAAACCGAUAGGUGGUUGGAUAUCCUGCAAGGUGAGGUGUUGGGGCUGGUUGGUGGUCUCAACUUCACUCUGCAACCUUCAGAUGGUGCUUGGCAGUCUCAACUCUUGACUCUGCAACCUUCGGAUGGUGCCAUGGAGCAUAGAUGAUGUUGAUGAACACCAUUGUGAUAUGCCUCUGCUGAUUUCUCCAAACAAAGAACUGAAAGAAUAAUGUAUGAAGACUCUGUAUAAAUUUCAAGUAUGGAAGUUUAUUUUGGAUCCACAGGCUCA